Messenger RNA from Doryrhamphus excisus (bluestripe pipefish), 1265 nucleotides. RefSeq names its product phosphoinositide-3-kinase interacting protein 1 (gene pik3ip1). NCBI's taxonomy places the organism in Eukaryota, Metazoa, Chordata, Actinopteri, Syngnathiformes, Syngnathidae. Gene Ontology annotation, molecular function: signaling receptor binding; endopeptidase activity. The record is from RefSeq and is a predicted model, not a curated record. Gene Ontology annotation, biological process: negative regulation of phosphatidylinositol 3-kinase/protein kinase B signal transduction.
UCCCACUCUGGAGGCUGUUUACUAGGAAAGAGGUUCUCCUCUUUGGACAAAAACAAGGGCUGAGACUCACAGUCGAGGGGAGCAGUGUGUUUGAUGCCCUUCAACACAGGCUCUUUCUCCAGUUUUACGCCUUUUAAGUCUUUUCAAUAUGUUUCUCCAUCUGCAUGUUGUUCUCCUGUGUGCAGCCUUUGUGGACAGCAGCGUGGUAAAUACUGACCAAAAAGACUGCAUUAGAUCCAAUGGAGUGGACUACAGGGGGGACAAACAGAGCUCGUCUUCAGGCCUGACUUGUUUAAUCUGGACUAACACUUCCACACAGUAUGAUUCACAGACAGGUGUGGGAGAUCACAAUUACUGCCGAAACCCAGACUCCUCUGAGAGGCCUUGGUGCUACAUUACAGGCCCGGAUGGGACGGUCCAGAAGCAGUUUUGUUCCAUCGAGGCAUGCCAAGAGCUCACCUCCACCCAGGCAACAAAGAUGAAAUCGGCCCUCCCAACAGCAGCAGCAGCAGCAGCGACCCUUUCCACAGAGUCCUCUUCUGGAGAAGCUGCCGCCGUGCAACCGGUGAUGGGAAUCAGCCAGCGAGUGCGCACCGGACCCAAACAGAAAAAGGAUAUGGGUCCGCUUGGCUAUGCCCUUGGCAUCGUCAUGAUGGCCGUCAUCAUCGUUCUGGGGACUGGCAUCACGUUGGGGUAUUUCUAUAAAAGGGGCCGAGACCUGAAGAAGCAGCAUGAGCAGCGAGUGUACGAGCGGGAGAUGCAGAGGAUAACUCUCCCCCUGUCAGCCUUCUCCAACCCCACGUGCGAGCUUGUCGACGAGAACACCAUCGUGGUGACCGCCACUCACGAGAUCACCCCGGUGCAGGAGGAAGCGGACGGCGGGGACCCCCUCAUUGGCCAGCAGGCGGGCACACCUGGCGCGUGAGUGGGCGUGUCCUCCUCAGUCAAUCAGGACUUCAUGAAUUACAUGUUCUAGUGGACCAAAACAAUCGUCAUGUUACUCCUGUUUGGGAAACGGUUUGAUCCAAAGAUGAAAACUGAGUCAUUUGUGCUCCAAACGAGCUUAUGUGAGACAGAUGAGGACAUAUUUAACAGGAGUGUUUAUAUUUUGAUAGAAAGCUGAUGACCUGCCUGAUGUAUUAUGCGUAUGGAUACUUUAUAUGGUCAUGGUGAGCAUGAUGCGUAUUGACCCACUGGCUGUGCCGAGGGAGAAUUAUGUAUAUAUUUGUGUAUAACUGUAUAUAUAAAGAAUGCUUUGUCUCAGA